Williopsis jadinii is the source of this 3562-nucleotide messenger RNA. Its product is annotated as PH domain-containing protein. Lineage: Eukaryota; Fungi; Ascomycota; Saccharomycetes; Phaffomycetales; Wickerhamomycetaceae. The record is from RefSeq and is a predicted model, not a curated record. The transcript has 2 exons. Gene Ontology annotation, molecular function: DNA-binding transcription factor activity, RNA polymerase II-specific; RNA polymerase II transcription regulatory region sequence-specific DNA binding. The coding region runs from base 429 to 3470 and encodes 1013 amino acids.
CAAACACGAAAAGCGCAUCCUAAUCAGGGGCGCGAGCCUCAAAGCCUUGGCCUAAGAAAAAGAGAGAAAAAAAACAUUACCUUCGUACUUUUCUGGGCGGCAACUAAAGCGAUCCAAACACCUUUACCGCCCACUUUUUGUUCACUCUUUUGUUUGUGUUUUUAUUUGUUUACUUUGUUGUUGAUCAACGUGAACAGCGGAGUGUUGUAUCAGUUGUACUAUACUUGCUUGAAUAGUCUCAUUUGACUGCUUACUGUUGUGUCUUUGUUGAUAAGUCACGUACUGAGGCCUCGUUAUAUAAGCGCACAGUACGAUUUUGGGGUUUUCUAGGUUGUGUUUAAGCGCUGGACAAGAAGCAACAGCGGUAGCGAGAGCACCAACGAACUAAGAAGCCACAACCAAAUAACAAUCCUGGCUACGCAUCCGCCAUGAAGCGUCUCUUCUCUGGACAAAAGUCCGGGUCGUCAUCUCCAAAGGUUCUACAGGGCCACUUUAGAUCGAGAUCUAACACCGGCAACACCGUGGAGUCCACAGGUGAGCUGCCACCCCCGCAACCCAGCGAGACAAAGUUCAAUAGCGAGGUGAGCCCAGAGCUGGCGCCUAUCGUGACGCUGCUGAGUACACAGGCCCACCGCCGCUAUAACGAAGGUGUGUUUAUGCUCCUGCAGUCCAUUAACGUUGACGGUGAGCCUGUGCCGAACCGCCAGUGGAGAGAAGUGUAUGGUGUGCUCUUAGGAACACAGCUUGCCGUGUGGAACGUUGAGGAACUCGACAAAUGCCAGAAUGACGUUGAGAAGUUGCUCAGUGCAAGCUCUAAACCAGAUUACAUCAACUUUACAGACUCCUCCUUCCGUGCGGUGGAGAAGCUCGAGAACAGCAACGGCUUGAAGAACGUGAUCAUUGUUUCAACUACGCUAAAGAACCAGUAUCUGCUUCAGUAUCCGGAACUGGAGGACUUUCACAGAUGGAACGCUGCAUUCAGACUGGCAACAUUUGAAUACACAUCGCUUCAGGAGGCUUAUACAGGUGCUAUCCUGUCUGCUCGAGGACCCAAAUUGUCAGAUAUUAGAACAAUUCUCACAGCUACAAAGUUUGACCACGAAGAUUGGGUAAGCGUACGGUUCGGAUCCGGAAUGCCUUGGAAACGUUGUUAUGCAGUUAUUGAACAACCUCAGAAGAAGUCCAGGAAGGGUAAAGUCUACAAAGGUUCUGUAUCGUUCUAUCAAGAUGAAAAGAAGCACAAGAAAACCGCAAUGGCUGUUAUACGAGAUGCAAGCGCAGCUUACGCACUAUACCCAAACUCAGUGAAGAUGAUUGAUCAUAGUACAAUGAUUAAACUAGAGGGGACAGUAUACUUUGAUUCGUCAAAGAAUGCACUUCCAAAGGAAGCGUCUGUGUAUUUCAUGCCAGAACAACACAACGCAGUUCCAGGCUACGAUACGUUAAUCAGAUUUUUGGUUCCAUUGUUAAAUGCAUUUGCCCUAUAUGGAAGACCCAAGAGACUGAAUGCUGAAAAGAGGGAUCCAGAUUCCUUACUAUUUGGUUUACCAACGUUACCCCACGUCCAUUAUUUGGAAGUGGAUGACCUCAUCUUAUUAGUCAAUAAUUCGGGGUCUUCAAAUUGGCUUGUUACUGAAUGGCGAGCCAAAAUCAAGGAAAUAUUGAGAAGAAAAUUAGAAUCUGGGUACACCGGUUGUGGCUCAUCUCAUGGUGUUCUUGCUGCAAUGAACUCUCCAGCUAUUAGUUCCAGCGAAUUUAUGAGUGUUACCAAGAGUGGUUCAAACUUGGCAUUGGAUAGGGCCAUUUCACCAUUGACUCCUGGUUUCUUCCCGGCUCCAAAGUUUAGAAGAGAUUCAUCUGCUUCGAGAUCCAGUUCACUGGGAAACUUUGCUUCGCCAGACCAAGGUUCAGAACAAGACUCACCACCAAAUCCAGAUAGAGACGCGGAUCUGAGCCAGAUAUACGAAGGGUAUAGUAAUGUUGCUAGAAUGGGUGAUUUGCAACACGAUCAACAUGAUAAUAAGUCAGAAGAUAGUUUGAAUGUCUCUAGACCAGUUGGUUCGGGUAUUGGUUUUUCAUCAAGCACAAGCGGAUUGUCAAAUCCUUACUUAACCCAUCAAACUGCAUCUUAUAAUACUUCGAAGCUGGACACCCCAAUCAAACUCUCUGAUCCUCCAAAAUCUUCGAAGAAUCCUUAUGAUCAAUUCAGGAAGAAUCAAAACCUGGAACUUGAUGAAGACUUUGAUGAUGAAGAGAUUUUCCAAAAGGGUGUUUCAGGACUUUCAAUUGACGAUAGUCCAAAGAAAGAUAUUGGGAACCUUCAGAAGCUCAAUUCAGCAGCUAGUGGCGUGAAUAAUACUAGUCAUCCAAUAUUGGAUCAGAAGUACUUAAAUGAGAAGUCUCUGCCAAGUCCAACAGAUGCACCAAAAGAUUUUGGAAACCAAUCACAGCCUAAGAAGCUUUACGAAAAUUAUCAUGGUCGCAUUUCGAUACCUCAACAGCAACAACAGCUUUCAUUUGAACAGCCAAACUCCAUGAGGACAGGACAAAGCGUUCCAAGACAAGAUUCUCAGACAUUUGGUGAGCAGAGGUCAAGCUCUAGAGAUAUCCCUCAAGGACCUAGACCUCCACAACAUAGACAUCAAGAGCAAGGGUCACAACUCCCAUAUCCACCUGUAUCCACUGGCACCUCUGGUUCGUACCGUGGUUCAUCUCCUCCAAAAUCAAACGUCGCACAAUCACAGUACGCUAUGCAAUCAGGGGAACCACCAGAGUCCAACUUACAAAAGCCAUAUACACCACCAAAUGCUAUGUCUCAGCAACAACAGAGACCUUACUCACCGCAGCAAAUACCUCCUCAGCAUCAAGGCCCAUCAAACUCUGGUCCGUACCAACAAAGACCUCGUCCUCCACAGAGUCAACAACAAGUACCGUCACAGGGUCAGAGAAGACCACCACAACAGGGCUAUCCACAGCAACAAGGCUAUCCACAGCAAAGAGGGUACCCACAACAGAAACCACCGCAACAACAAGGUUAUCCACCACAACAGCAAGGCUAUCCACCACAGAAUGGUUAUCCACAACAGCAGGGUUAUCCACCACAACAACAGCAGCAGGGGCACCCAUCACAUCAGGGAUUCAAACCACAGAACUACGGGAAGGGUGGAUAUCCGCAACCUCAACAGAAACGCCCACCACAGAAUUAUGGCGCUCCUCGUCCUCAGCAACAACCUUACCCACCUCAGCAACAACCUUACCCACCUCAGCAAUAUCAACAGCGCCCGGCACAACCUUACAAACAACCAGCUGGACAAGGUUAUGACCAGCCGCAAUAUCAAAAUCAAAACACUUUUAACUCCAGCUCUCCACAGCGCAGACCUGUUGGCAAUGGAAGUGGAGCUAAUGCCCAGAAUCAAAACCCAUACAGUCAAGGGAAUCCAUACGCUGAAGAGAAUCCAUAUGUGGGCUGAAGAUGGUGUACAUAUUGUCACUUAUGUGUAUAUGUAUAUGCUCUCCAUUAUCUUUAAUGAUAACUCGGCAUCAUCUUAAUGGAAUUAUACUC